CUAUUGUUAUGUAAUCAGCGCCACAGUUGUAGCUUGUCUGCUAUCGGAACAAACAAAGAAGCUCGAGAUCGUGCGUUUGGGUGUUUGAUGGAAUUGACGACGCGCGAAGGAUAUGAAGAUUUGAGAUAUGAGGAUAUGAAGAAUAUGCAGGGCCAGGAUAUUCUACGAUGAUGGACAACGACGGAAUCAGCUAUGAGGGAGGAAGGAGUGUGGACGGGGAGACAUCAUCAAUCAAAGAAGCCCACAGCGAACAGCAUCUGAGUACAUCAUCAUCAUCUACGACCACAGCGAAAACAAGAGUGAAGCGGGUGCGGAAGGAGAUUGAUUUAGAUCCAGACACGUUUUUUAAUCGCAGCAAUGACACAAAGCAGCGGAUGUUACUUCUGAAGCAGAAGCGGGAGGAAGAGAAGCGGGAGAAACGGCGCAAGAAGCUUCAUCUGCAGGAGAAGAAGAGGAAGAAGGAGGAGAAGAUGGGGAAAAAGAGUAGUUUGACAGGCGAUGAUAUAGGCGGGAUCAAGCAGAGGAGAUCGUCGACGCCGAGGUCAGAGUAUCAUAGUGCGGCCGGCGAGGUUUCAGACUCGUCGGACGUGCUUGUGCUCGAGGAGAUUUCUACUCCGCAGCCGGUGUCGCCUGCGAAGAAGGCAGCAGCGAAACUACGGAGGAAGAAGGAAGGACCGAAGCUGUCGCCGCCGCCGGGACUCACGCGGGGUCAGAUCGAGACGAUGAGGCAUGCGAUGGGCUACGAGGUCGACGACUAUGUAUCUCUCCCGGCUCACCAUACAAGAUCAACAACAACAACUACAGAAACUACCACAGUACCGCGAGUGCUAAGUCCGAAUCCGGUCGUCUUCUCAUCCGACGAGGAGGAUGGCGGCAACACCACGACCAACAACCCCGACGGAACGGUCAAGGACCUGCUCCCAGAGAUUGCCGCGCGAGCACGCGAACGAGCGCGUCAGAUCGCGGCCGCGAAAGCGUCAGAAGCAGGAACGCAGCGCAACAAACACAGCGGGUUCAACGUGCUAAUCAGCGUCGCGACGACCGACAACACGCGGCGGGCGUUUGAGGCCUACACCAGCACCGGAGACGUCGUAGGCGCGAUGUCGCUGAACUUUACGCUGAAAUCGGGGGUGCCGCUGCGACGGGCACGGAUAGCGUGGGCGAGGAGAUGCGGGGUGGAUGAGAAUCGGGUGCGGAUGCUGAAUAGGGCGACGUUCAUGGUUGUGUAUGACUCAUCUACGGCGGAGGAUUUGGGGGUGACGGAGGAUGAUCCACAGCUGGGACUUGCGAUUGCGCUUGAGGAGGAGAUUAAGAAUCUGCAGGUGCAGCACCAGAUGCAACUCGAGCAGGAGCUAUUGGCCGAUGACGAGGAUGAUGAUGCUGUCCCUGUCCUCUCAGCAAAACAACGCCAGACAAGCGUCGCAGCCAGCGAGACAGACGCCAGGCCAGAGACGGAGGCGGAGACGGAAGACGAGGGUAAGUUCAAGAUCUUUCUACAAGACGGCAAAGGUGAGCGCAUUGUCGUCCGAGUCCGGGGCGAGUCGUCGGUGGCCGACAUUGUGAAAUACUACAGAUCCCGCCGCCCCGAGCUCGCGGCAGGCAAGACCGUCGUGCUCUCGCUCGACGACGACGACCUCGACCCCGCCGAGCUCGUGAAAGACACCGAGCUCGAGGACGAGGUCACAAUCGACGUCAAGCUGCGGUAAUGUUUCUCUUUCUGGUAGUUCUCGAGAGAUCAGGCGAGGGCGAGUGUGGGGCUCAGCGAAUCACGUGAUGUGAAAAUAAGCGAGCUGAGGUUAUGCACAGCCUCAGCUGACAGUGACGUCAGCGAGAUGAUCUGCCUAUAAAGACCUG
Molecule: messenger RNA, 1854 nt
Organism: Myxozyma melibiosi
Lineage: Eukaryota; Fungi; Ascomycota; Lipomycetes; Lipomycetales; Lipomycetaceae
Exons: 1
Coding region: 168-1706 (512 amino acids)
Source: RefSeq, a predicted model, not a curated record